This is a messenger RNA of Darwinula stevensoni, 1949 nucleotides long. NCBI's taxonomy places the organism in Eukaryota, Metazoa, Arthropoda, Ostracoda, Podocopida, Darwinulidae. The record is from the annotation of a GenBank genome assembly.
AUGAGGUCGGGAGUGAAGGACGACGGUCCACAACCUUCGCCUUUCAAUAUCUUGUCUCUCACAGAUAAGCGGCAGUGUGCUGCAUCUGCGGUGCGACGAAGUGCUCACUGUCCGGAUCGCCUUUCCAACAGCAGCGAUAACAUCAAGAUGCCGUGGGAAGGGAAUAUCGCUCGUUCUCCCUUGUAUAAACCCCCUCCGGUCCCACAGGGCGUCACCCUCAUCGAGUACUUGCUUACCAAAAACGAUCGUCUGAGCCAAUUCGGGGAUCAGCCAUAUCUGACAGUUGUCGGGACGGAGGAAGACAGCACCCUCACGUAUUCAUUGGUCGAGCCUCGAGUGAGGAGAUGCGCGAGUGCAUUGAGGAGACGGGGACUGCGGCGAGGGGAUGUCGUCUGCUUCUAUGCCCCCAAUCACUUGGAGUAUAUUAUGUGCAACCUUGGAGUGGUGGCAUGUGGAGCCUCUGCUCUACUCGUUCCCUUCUAUGCUGGAGGUUCCGAUCCUUCUCCUACAAAACACCUGGAAACAUUUUGCAUGCGGGAAAAGCCUCGUUUUCUCUUCACGACGGCGGCUUUCUUCAACGAAGACGUUCGCGCUACGGUAAAGAAGUGCCCAUCCAUCGAGCAAGUCUUCACCUUCGAUCCCUGCAAUGACGACGGCGCCACCCCCGUCGCAGACUUCGACAAGGACGACGGAACAGAAUUCCCAAACCAGGCCGAGUUGAGUCCAUCGGACGUGGCCACCAUCUUCCUAUCUAGUGGGACGACAGGAGAACCGAAAGCGAUCGACCACACGCACGCUUCCCUACUGGCUGCUCUCCAAGGCAACAUUGAACAGACUCUGGUUGCAGUGACGCCUUAUCAUCUGGCGCACCUGAGCGGCUUCUUGGCCCACCUCAUCCUCCUUCGACAGGGCGGUCAUUGCAUCAUGGCUCCAUCCGGAGACGUCUCGGCGCUGCUCUUUUCGAUUCGCUUGCAGGCGGCGGCUAUGUGGUGCACUCCGAGGGAACUGGUUCGUCUGGCCAGAGAUUCGGAACUGACUCGGAAUUAUCAAUUGGGAUCCCUUAUUGCUCUCGCCUGUGGCGGGUCCCAUCUUGGUGAUGUCCUCUUAGACCAGAUCCGCGAGAAACUCCCUCAUAUCAAGUUGCACUUCCAGAUGUAUGCAAGUACAGAAUCCAUCAUGAUCUCGGCGACGCCACUUGGCAGGGAGAGGAAGAGAGGAUCCGUUGGAGAACUUACUCCAGCAGUUGAAGCCAAGGUGGUGAAGCCCGGAACGUGGGAAUGUGUGGGGCCGGGGGAAAGAGGGGAACUGUGCGUCCGCGUCCCAUACCUCAUGAAGGGAUACCGGGGCAAGCCCGAGCUGACGGAGGCAAGCGUACAAGAAGGAUUCUAUCGGACUGGGGAUUACGGCUGGGUGGACGAAGACGGCUGGGUCUUCUUGGUAGAUCGGGUGAAGGACCUCAUCCCAGUGCUCGGAUCCGACCAAACGACUGUCAUCUAUGUAUCCCCGUCGGAGAUCGAGGACUGCCUGUACGAACACCAGGGCGUGCUGAAGGUGGGUGUGGCGGGGGUGCCCCACCCCGAACCUGAUCAUCAUCAGAUCCCGAAGGCCUUCGUCGUCCCUGUUUUCCCUGGUUGCCUUACAGAACAAGACCUCAAGGACUUCGUUUCCAGCCGACUGAGUGCCGAGUGCCAGUUGGAAGGGGGAGUCACGUUCGUGGACGACAUCCCCAUGUCCAUGGCCGGCAAGAUCCAACGCAACGUGCUUCAAAGCCUUUGAUGGUCCUGUCAAUCCUACGCACCAAAAAUGUACAUGGGCUAACCCAUGAUGACCUCGUAUUCGAGUUAUUGUCCUUCACCCCUACGUUAUUUGAUCAUGGAAAAAUCAUUAACAAGUUUUUAACGUACGUUUCUUUCUAUCUCAUCAAAUAAAAUGAUGAAGAAUGUGGAGAA